UUGUAGGGGACACAUUUCACUCAUGCAAUAAGAAGAAAGAAUAUAUUACAUAUUAUUAAUACUCUCCAUGUCUAUAUAUAGCUAGGCAUGGUUGUUGGUUACUGACUUCAAGCUACACAACUUAAAAGUGUUUGGGAAAUAUGAAGCCUACUUUUGCUUUUACUGCUAUGUUCCUGCUUAUUGCGUUUGCUUUCAACGUGGAAGCUACAAGAGAGCUGCGACAAGAAGAAUUUUCUUUCGAGAAGUUUGAGCCAGUACCGGGCAACCUUUUAUAUGGUUAUCAGUACAGAACUGUUGAUGGUGCGAAAGAAAAAUCUUCUUUCGACAAGUUUGAGCCAGUGCCAGGCAACCUUUUAUAUGGUUAUCAGUAUAGAACUACUGAUGGUCCGAAAGAAAAAUCUUCUCUCGAAAAUAAUGUUUUAAGGCUACGUAGCAUGGAUGCGGAUAAUAACUCUUCAUUUAUCGAGUUUUUUACCUUAAAUGAUCUCAAGUUGGGUAACCGAUUGAGUAUCGAUCUUCCACCUUUAAACCUGUCAAUGUUUCCUCGUUUAUUGUCUAAAAAACAAGCUGACUUAAUUCCAUUCUCAUCCAAAAAACUCCCAUAUCUUCUUAAUUUCUUUAGCUUUUCACCACAAUCUCCUCAAGGAAAAGCAGUUCAACUUGCCCUAAAACAUUGCGAGGCAGAACCUAUUACAGGAGAAACCAAGUUUUGUGCUACCUCAUUCGAGUCCAUGCUUGAUAAUGUUCGUAGCAUGCUUGGAUCGGAUACCAAAUUUAAAGCUAUCACAUCCACUCAUCUUACAAGAUCCAAAACCACCUUGCAAAAAUACACAGUAAUUCGACCACUUGAAGAAAUAAAAACUCCGAAGAUGAUCGGAUGUCAUCCCGUGUCGUAUCCCUACACAAUUUUUCACUGCCAUAGCGAUGUUAAUACGAAAGGUUUCAAAGUGUCACUUAGUGGUGAAAAUGGAGAUAGAAUUGAAGCUAUUGUAGUUUGUCAUAUGGAUACCUCUGAAUGGAGUGAUGAUCAUCGCUCAUUUUAUCAGAUUGGAUCUAAACCAGGAUUAACUGAAGUCUGCCACUUUUUUCCAUCUCAUCAUAUGCUGUGGAUUCCAACCCAACUUGCCUGACUAUGUUAACUUGUUUAUGAUGCAGCUUAUGUGUUGUGCUUCCUGUGCCAAGUGUUGUUCUUACUUAAAAUAAAAGUACUUUAUGUAUGAAUAAUGGCACAAGUGUUUGUAAUGUUUCUUUGAUGUACUUUUUUUAACUUUAUGUAUGAAUAAUGUUACUAAUUUCUAUAA
Mercurialis annua (annual mercury) is the source of this 1301-nucleotide messenger RNA. Its product is annotated as BURP domain protein USPL1-like. NCBI's taxonomy places the organism in Eukaryota, Viridiplantae, Streptophyta, Magnoliopsida, Malpighiales, Euphorbiaceae. The transcript is spliced from 2 exons. Bases 141 to 1130 code for a protein of 329 amino acids. The record is from RefSeq and is a predicted model, not a curated record.